AUUUCCGGUUCUAAAAUAUAUUUUUAUAUUUUUACAGGGUUCACCCCUAUUUUUCUUGCUCACCUUGGUCACCGCCCACGAAUUUCAGAGGAAGGCGGGAGUUCAUCGUCCGAUUCUUGUGGCGGCGGCGCUCGUGACGAGUGGACUUGCCGGCUGCUAGAUGAGCGCCGACGACGCCGGCAACCUGUUCGACGGAAUGACUCCCGGGAAAAAGCACGAGAGUGCGCCGCCGGCCAGAGGCGCCGACCUCAUAAGCUCCCUCCCGGACCAUUUGCUGCACCACGUCCUCUCCUUCCUCCCAGCGCAGGCGGCCGUGCAGACUUGCCUGCUCGCCCGGCGCUGGCGCCACCUCUGGAGGUACACCACAGGCCUGCGCAUCACCGGCCUCGACGGUCCAGUGCCAGCAGAAGAAGUCCGGGUAUUUGUGGACCACCUUCUGAUCCUGCGUGAGCGCACCGACCUAGACACCGUUGAGAUCAAACUCGGAUCACUCUCGGAGGAGGACCAGCCUUACUUGAAACUAUGGGCCCGUUUCGCUGUCAUGUGCAAAGUCCGUGUGCUCACCUUUCAUAUCUAUGACCCUUAUCUCUACCUAGAUGAGAUUCCUCUUGUCUCCCGGCAUCUGAGAACAUUAGACCUUCAAGGUCUAGGCCUAGGCGAGGCCUUUCUUGAUUUCGCUAGCUGUCCUGCAUUGGAGCAUCUGAAGAUGGCCGUAUGUGACAUCAGUGUUGAUAUGAUAUCGUCCCGUACCCUGAAGCAUUUGAGCAUCACCAAUUGCCAUGCCGACUCAGGGCAGCAGGUCCAUCUUUCUACUCCGGGCCUCGUCUCUCUCAAACUAGAUGGCUCCUCGGGUAUGACCCCUACUCUUGAAAACAUGGCGUCGCUAGAGACUGCAUUUGUGUAUCUUGGUCAUCGCUGCGAGGAUAACUGUUUGAGUUACGACUCUGGUGUCUUCUGUGGAACUAAUAACAUUUCAUGUGAGAAUUGUGUUCCUAACGGCGACGGCAGAACCGUACUUCUGGGUUGUAUCUCAAGUGCUAAACAUCUAGAGUUGAUGUCUGAAUCUGGGAAGUUCAUUUUCAUAAGAGAUUUGGAAUACUGCCCGACAUUUAGCAAGUUAAAGACUUUAGUACUGAAUGAGUACUGGUGUGAGGCUCCUGACAUGGGUCCACUAGCUUGCAUUCUGAAAAACUCACCAGUUCUAGAGAAGCUCACUCUUCAACUUUUCUCCAAGGGACCAAAUCAUAUGGUGGAAAUGAAAGGAAUCUACAGUUCAGUGGAGAGGCUGCCCGAAACAUCAGAGCACCUUAACAUAGUUGAAGUCAAGUGUGAUGUGGUUGACGGGAGAAUUCUCAAAGUUCUGAAAUUCCUGUGUGCAUAUAACAUACGAUUCAGUUUCGAGUAAGGGUGAGAAGAUCUGGGUUGUCGGUGAGAAGACCUGCCACCCCUUCCGUAUUCAGAAAUUCAAGGCUUAAGCAUAUAUGCUGCAACUAGGGUUACAUCAUUUUCUUGCAUGUGAACCAUUGUGCCAAUUCUACCCAGAGUACACAACUUAUGAACUCUUCGACUGUCUAGCUUGGCUUGGCUGCAUCGUAUCCUGUAAUAUCUACUGCACUUUUCGUUCAUGUUGAACUUAUUCGGCUCU
Lolium perenne is the source of this 1645-nucleotide messenger RNA. RefSeq names its product putative F-box protein At1g49610. The record is from RefSeq and is a predicted model, not a curated record. Lineage: Eukaryota; Viridiplantae; Streptophyta; Magnoliopsida; Poales; Poaceae. Gene Ontology annotation, molecular function: protein binding.